AUGUCAGGGACGCAUACCUGGCAGGUGCCGGAGCAGCUUGCUUUGGCCCUUCCUGAGGUGAAGAUCUGGAAUCUCGGAAUGGUUGACGAGGAAGCUAAUUGGGUGUCUCUACAGGGUGGGAAGCCUGCGUGGCAAAAUUCUGGCCGCAAAGUCAACAUUGAAACCGGAGAUGUGGGUGUGAUCGUGACCUGCGACAUGGGCAGAGAGGGGAAGUGCAUUGCGGAAGUUCUGGACAUUUUCUCACAGGCCCUGGAGAAAUCUGGUCAAGUCAAGGACGCAGAUGAGGAUGAUGAGGAUGAGGACGACGGUGACAUCGAGGCUCAAAUCCAAAGGGAGCUGGCCGGUUUGAAGCCCAACAAGGACAAGAAAAAGCCGUUUGAGGCAGUACGCCUGGAGAUGCCUUGUGUGAUCUUUGUGCGAUUGGACAAAUCAAUCGACCCCGUGGAGCUUGUUCACCGUCUUUGCGCCGAGGCACAGGCAAAUCCAGAUCUGAAGAAGAGUCGAUAUGUGAAGCGUCUGACCCCAGUGACUGAGGUCCGAAAGACCUUGAGCGUGGAUGUCGAGGCCUUUGCCCGCCAGAUUCUCAAGCCAGUUUUCCACUCUGGAGGCCCGCCCAAAACGUAUGCCAUUCGACCUUCAGUACGGGGAAACAAUAAAUUCCAUCGGGACAGCAUCAUUAAGACCGUCGCCGAUGUGGUCGGAAAGGAGCACCCGGUCAAUUUGAAAAAUUACGAUCACAUGAUCCUAGUCGACGUCUGCCAGAAUAUUAUCGGUAUGAGCGUUGUAGGAGGCGACUACGACCGGCUCAAGCGGUUUAAUUUGGCCGAAAUCUAUGACCCAGGGCCGAAGACAGAGCCCAAGGGAGAGGGCAAGGUCGACGCCAAAGACUCCAGUGCAGGGGAUCAGGGAUCAGGAAUCUAG
Penicillium oxalicum is the source of this 921-nucleotide messenger RNA. Its product is annotated as THUMP domain-containing protein. Bases 1 to 921 code for a protein of 306 amino acids. Gene Ontology annotation, molecular function: RNA binding. Gene Ontology annotation, biological process: tRNA modification. The transcript is spliced from 6 exons. NCBI's taxonomy places the organism in Eukaryota, Fungi, Ascomycota, Eurotiomycetes, Eurotiales, Aspergillaceae. The record is from RefSeq and is a predicted model, not a curated record.